UUCCGGUCUCCUGUUAGUAGGUCACUUGUUACCCACCGGUGUCAUGGCUACGGAGCUGCGUGCAUUUGUCCCCGGUUUGCCAGCUCUUAGUGUGCGGAGCUGGGCUCCUUUGCUCCCGCGGCGCUUUUGCCCACACCAGGGGCUAGGCGGGUAUCUGCUAGGCGUGGGUACAGAGGGCAUCUCGGUUUGGAGGCCAGGUGAUAGGGAGGAAGACAAACCGGUAGUGUGGGAGGGUGACAGGGCAGAGAAUACACAGGACAAGGGCCUUGUCUCAGUGCAAGAGCUGGUGAGAGAGGAAGAGCAGGGCUUGGGGCACAGGAGCACACACAUGGCAGCAAAUGAUGCCAUGCUAAGGGGGCGGGUGUGCAGGGAAGAGCAGGGCAUGGGGCAUACAGUGCAAGCUACCCAUAGUGCAUUACAAGAUGCCAUGAUGAAGGGGCAAGUUGGCAGGGAAGAGCAGGGCAUGGGGCAUACAGUGCAAGCUUCCCAUAGUGCAUUACAAGAUGCCAUGAUGAAGGGGCAAGUUGGCAGGGAAGAGCAGGGCAUGGGGCAUACAGUGCAAGCUACCCAUAGUGCAUUACAAGAUGCCAUGAUGAAGGGGCAAGUUGGCAGGGAAGAGCAGGGCAUGGGGCAUACAGUGCAAGCUACCCAUAGUGCAUUACAAGAUGCCAUGAUGAAGGGGCAAGUUGGCAGGGAAGAGCAGGGUAUGGGGCAUACAGUGCAAGCUACCCAUAGUGCAUUACAAGAUGCCAUGAUGAAGGGGCAGGUGUGCAGGGAAGAGCAGGGCAUGGGGCAUACAGUGAAGGCUACCCAUAGUGCAUUGCAACAUGCCAUGCUGAGUGGGCAGGUGGGCAGGGAAGAGCUGGGUUUGGGUCAUACAGUACAGACCACACACAGUACAUUGCAAUAUGCCAUGCUGAGGGGGCAGGUGGGCAGGGAAGAGCUGGGUUUGGGUCAUACAGUACAGACCACACACAGUACAUUACAAGAUGCCAUGCUGAGGGGGCAGGUGGGCAGGGAAGAGCUGGGUUUGGGUCUUACAGUACAAACCACACACAGUACAUUACAAGAUGCCAUGCUGAGGGGGCAGGUGGGCAGGGAAGAGCUGGGUUUGGGUCAUACAGUACAGACCACACACAGUACAUUACAAGAUGCCAUGCUGAGGGGGCAGGUGGGCAGGGAAGAGCUGGGUUUGGGUCUUACAGUACAAACCACACACAGUACAUUACAAGAUGCCAUGCUGAUGGGGCAGGUGGGCAGGGAAGAGCUGGGUUUGGGUCAUACAGUACAGACCACACACAGUACAUUACAAGAUGCCAUGCUGAGGGGGCAGGUGGGCAGGGAAGAGCAGGGUUUGGGGCAUACAGUGCAGGUCACACAGAGUGCAUUAGAAGAUGCCAUGAAGUGUGAGCAGAUGGGCACAAAUUCUAGUGUGCAGCAAGAGGGCAAGGAGAUACACAGACUCGCCCAAACCACUGCAAGUGCCAGGGAUUCUGUAGCUAGUCCCUUGCUGUCUCCCUCCAAUCUUCAGCCUUUUUUAGUCUCUAGCUUUGCUCGGGUCCAGGGGCUCCUAAGGCUUCGUGUGGCCCCAGUUGAUGCAGAGUCUCUGGUGCGCACAGGUAGGCUGUACGAAGUGAGUGGGAUGCUGGAUCGGGGAUCUGCUUUGUGGGUGAGCAAGAACCGUCUGCGGGAGCUGGGCCUGUAUCACCGCGAGUGGGUGUGGGUAUCCUUGCCUGUAGAUAGUGUACCUCUGGGCUCCUCAGAUAAAGCAGAGGAACAUCUUCAGGGUUUGUGGGCACUUGGAAGAGGGUGCAGGAAACAUCUUGCCAUGAUUGUAGCUGCAGAGCUUUGGUUGGCGCAUCCUUGUGAGCAAGGUCAUCUUUUGAACCCCUCUGCAGUUCUUUCUUGUACAGACAGCCUGGCACAGGGCGCUGCUGUUAUAUCUGAUACUCUUCUGUUUAACUUAACAGCUGGGACAGACACAAUCAGCGAAGUUAUGAUAGAGAGAUUCAGGGGGGAAUCUUCACCAGAUGUACAAGAGGGCAGUGGGACUGCCCUGGCCGUCCCCCCAUAUGCAGACAAGUUGUAUAUAGAGCUGGUGCGGUCCCCUUGUUACAGCAGUGAGCUCUCGUACAGCCAGGCCCUAUACCAGCACUUUCAGACACCUCGGGUAGUACAGCGAGGUGAUAUUUUGUGCGUCUCAUCUUUGUCACUUGCGGAAUUUUCAGAGAACAGCCCUGCGACAUCGCUCAGGUCUCCCACCUGGUGGACACUAACCCAAGGGGACCAGAUGGGAGAUUGUGACAAGUAUAGUACAUUAGCCAAUCACAGUGACUCAGGCAUAAACGCACCCCUUCAUACAAUUUUGAUUGUGACUAUGACUAAGUUUCCUCCCAUGUGCUUGGCACAGGAGCCAGCAAUCAUUAAAGAUCUACACAUUGCUAUACAAUGGGUUGUCAAGAAUGAGGCACUGUUCUGUGGGCGCAUAACCAUGCCAAGUUAUGUGUCAAUGAAUGAAGAUGACCGCCAGAAGCCCAUAGAUAACGUGAUGCAAAGAGAAGAACCAGAAGCAAGGGAGCCAUUCCUCUUUGUAUUUCAGCACAGAGAAGAUAUGGAGUUGUUUUUGCAGGCAGGUGUCACACAGAGUUUUGUGCCGUCGCUUCCCUCUUGUGAUGGUCAUGUAUUAUGGAGCAGUCUUUCUCCAGCUGGUUUGUCACACGGUGUAGAUGAGAUCUGUCGCGUGAUGCAGCCAUAUGUGCGGGACCAUGUUGUAUGCCAAACACAGCAUAACAAUGAGAAUAUAACAAUAUUAUAUCACACAAACCAGGUCCAUGUGAGGAAUAGAACACCUCGCAAACCUGGGAGCUGCCUUGGCUGUCGGGCAGAAUGUGAGGUAGAAUGUGCAAAGUUAUGCAGAGACAGCAGCGCCGGCAGUGUGGCACGCCUGCACUCAGUGUUCUCAUUGGCCCAGGAGUUCCGACCUUGUAUCCUAUUGCUUCGUCAUGUGGAGCUUCUGGGGAGAGAGCGAGAUGGGUAUGGGGAGGACAGUAGAGUCAUAGCUGCUCUUCGCUCCCUACUCCUUGGAGAAAGCACAGUGCGCAGGGAUUUUCCUAUCCUUAUUGUUGCCACCACGUCGUGUCCCCGUGACAUUCCUGUAGAUGUGCAGACAUGCUUCCUCCAUGAGGUUUCCCUAGAGUCACCAACUGAAGACCAGCGCUACUCCCUCCUGACUGCACUCACCUCUCCGCUACCACUCAGCAGAGACAUCAACCUUGCGCAUCUGGCUCGCAGGACAGCGGGUUUUGUUUUGGGCGAUCUUUGUGCUCUUUUGGCUAAUGCUGGACGCAUUGCUUGUGCAAGGACAAGACGCUCCUGUGCUAUGACCGAAUGCGAUGAAGAAAGUGCUUUGGCUUCUGGUUUUCCUCUUGUAUCUCAAGAUUUUGAUGAUGCACUUUUAGAAUUGCAGGAUGCUCAGGCACAGGUUGUUGGGGCUCCCAAGGUCCCCUGUGUGCGCUGGCAUGACAUUGGCGGCUUGCUGGAUGUGAAACGUCAGCUCCUGGACACAGUACAGCUUCCGCUUGAACACCCUGAACUGCUAUCUCUUGGGUUGCGUAGGUCAGGAGUUCUGCUCUACGGUCCCCCAGGGACAGGCAAAACUCUCCUGGCUAAAGCUGUGGCUACAGAAUGUGCCAUGACCUUCCUAAGUGUGAAGGGACCAGAACUGAUAAACAUGUACGUUGGGCAAAGUGAAGAAAAUAUUAGAGAAGUCUUUUCCCGUGCCCGGGCAGCUGCGCCCUGCAUCAUUUUCUUUGACGAGUUGGACUCAUUAGCUCCUAAUCGUGGAAAAAGUGGUGAUUCCGGGGGAGUGAUGGACAGGGUGGUCUCCCAGCUGCUGGCUGAGCUUGACGGUCUUCACUCCUCAAAUGAUGUCUUUGUCAUCGGAGCCACCAAUCGUCCUGACCUUCUGGAUUCUGCCUUACUGCGGCCUGGGAGGUUUGACAAGUUGCUUUAUGUUGGUGUAAAUGAAGAUCGUGAGUCCCAACUGCGAGUCCUGGAGGCCAUAACACGCAAGUUUUCCCUGCACUCUGGUGUGGAUCUGUCACUUGUAAUAGAGCGAUGUCCUGCUGCACUGACCGGCGCUGACCUUUACUCCCUCUGUGCUGAUGCGAUGAUGAGUGCUAUUAAAGAGAAGGUUCAGCGACUAGAGACAGGAUGUGCGGAGCCGGCUGCAGAGCUGCUUGUGAACAUGGAGCAUUUUAUGCUUUCUGUAGAUCGUCUGCAGCCAUCUGUGUCACAGAAUGAACUUCAGCGAUAUGAGAGGAUCCGCAAGCAGUAUGAUUCUGCCGAGUGUGCAACACACCAAUGAGAGUCUGAACAUAGUACCAUCCUGAGUGUGCCAUAUGCCAGGAUCUACUUGCAGCGCUAUUCUGCAAAGCGUGCCAUGAACCAAUCAGAGCAUCUGCACACAGUAUGGUUCUACAGAGCGUGCCACUAACCGAUGAGAUCAUCUGCACACAGUAUGGCUCUACAGAUCAUGCCACUAACCAAUGAGAGCAUCUGCACACAGUAUGGUUCUACAGAGCGUGCCACUAACCAAUGAGAUCAUCUGCACACAGUAUGGUUCUACAGAGCGUGCCACUAACCAAUGAGAUCAUCUGCACACAGUAUGGCUCUACAGAUCAUGCCACUAACCAAUGAGAGCAUCUGCACACAGUAUGGUUCUACAGAGCGUGCCACUAACCAAUGAGAGCAUCUGCACACAGUAUGGCUCUACAGAGCGUGCCACUAACCAUUGAGAGCAUCUGCACACAGUAUGGUUCUACAGAGCGUGCCACUAACCAUUGAGAGCAUCUGCACACAGUAUGGCUCUACAGAGCGUGCCACUAACCAAUGAGAUCAUCUGCACACAGUAUGGUUCUACAGAGCGUGCCACUAACCAAUGAGAGCAUCUGCACACAGUAUGGUUCUACAGAGCGUGCCACUAACCAUUGAGAGCAUCUGCACACAGUAUGGCUCUACAGAGCGUGCCACUAACCAAUGAGAGCAUCUGCACACAGUAUGGUUCUACAAAGCUUGCCACUAACCAAUGAGAGCAUCUGCACACAGUAUGGCUCUACAGAGCAUGCCACUAACCAUUAAGAGCAUCUGCACACAGUAUGGCUCUACAGAGCGUGCCACUAACCAAUGAGAUCAUCUGCACACAGUAUGGUUCUACAGAGCGUGCCACUAACCAAUGAGAGCAUCUGCACACAGUAUGGCUCUACAAAGCUUGCCACUAACCAAUGAGAGCAUCUGCACACAGUAUGGCUCUACAGAGCGCGCCACUAACCAAUGAGAUCAUCUGCACACAGUAUGGUUCUACAGAGCGUGCCACUAACAAAUGAGAUAAUCUGCACACAGUAUGGUUCUACAGAGCGUGCCACUAACCAAUGAGAGCAUCUGCACACAGUAUGGUUCUACAGAGCGUGCCACUAACCAAUGAGAUCAUCUGCACACAGUAUGGUUCUACAGAGCAUGCCACUAACCAAUGAGAGCAUCUGCACACAGUAUGGCUCUACAGAGCGUGCCACUAAACAAUGAGAUCAUCUGCACACAGUAUGGUUCUACAGAGCGUGCCACUAAACAAUGAGAUCAUCUGCACACAGUAUGGUUCUACAGAGCUUGCCACUAACCAAUGAGAUCAUCUGCACACAGUUUGGUUCUACAGAGCGUGCCACUAACCAAUGAGAGCAUCUGCACACAGUAUGGUUCUACAGAGCGUGCCACUAACCAAUGAGAUAAUCUGCACACAGUAUGGUUCUACAGAGCAUGCCACUAACCAAUGAGAUAAUCUGCACACAGUAUGGCUCUACAGAGCAUGCCACUAACCAAUGAGAUAAUCUGCACACAGUAUGGCUCUACAGAGCGUGCCACUAACCAAUGAGAGCAUCUGCACUCAGUAUGGUUCUACAGAGCUUGCCACUAACCAAUGAGAUCAUCUGCACACAGUAUGGUUCUACAGAGCGUGCCACUAACCAAUGAGAGCAUCUGCACACAGUAUGGUUCUACAGAGCUUGCCACUAACCAAUGAGAUCAUCUGCACACAGUAUGGUUCUACAGAGCGUGCCACUAACCAAUGAGAUCAUCUGCACACAGUAUGGUUCUACAGAGCGUGCCACUAACCAAUGAGAGCAUCUGCACACAGUAUGGUUCUACAGAGCGUGCCACUAACCAAUGAGAGCAUCUGCACACAGUAUGGUUCUACAGAGCUUGCCACUAACCAAUGAGAUCAUCUGCACACAGUAUGGUUCUACAGAGCGUGCCACUAACCAAUGAGAUCAUCUGCACACAGUAUGGUUCUACAGAGCGUGCCACUAACCAAUGAGAUCAUCUGCACACAGUAUGGUUCUACAGAGCGUGCCACUAACUAAUAAGAUAAUCUGUAGACAGUAUGGUUCUUCAGAGCAUGCCACUAACCAAUGAGAUCAUCUGCACACAGUAUGGUUCUACAGAGCGUGCCACUAACCAAUGAGAUCAUCUGCACACAGUAUGGUUCUACAGAGCAUGCCACUAACCAAUGAGAUCAUCUGCACACAGUAUGGUUCUACAGAGCUUGCCACUAACCAAUGAGAUCAUCUGCACACAGUAUGGUUCUACAGAGCGUGCCACUAACCAAUGAGAUCAUCUGCACACAGUAUGGUUCUACAGAGCAUGCCACUAACCAAUGAAAGCAUCUGCACACAGUAUGGUUCUACAAAGCUUGCCACUAACCAGUGAGAUCAUCUGCACACAGUAUGGUUCUUCAGAGCAUGCCACUAACCAAUGAGAUCAUCUACACACAGUAUGGUUCUACAGAGUGUGCCACUAACCAAUGAAAGCAUCUGCACACAGUAUGGUUCUACAGAGCGUGCCACUAACCAAUGAGAUCAUCUGCACACAGUAUGGCUCUACAGAGCGUGCCACUAACUAAUGAGAGCAUCUACACACAGUAUGGUUCUUCAGAGCGUGCCACUAACUAAUGAGAGCAUCUACACACAGUAUGGUUCUUCAGAGCAUGCCACUAACCAAUGAGAGCAUCUGCACACCGUAUGGUUCUACAGAGCAUGCCACUAACCAAUGAGAGCAUCUGCACACAGUAUGGUUCUACAGAGCAUGCCACUAACCAAUGAGAUCAUCUGCACACAGUAUGGUUCUACAGAGCAUGCCACUAACCAAUGAGAUCAUCUGCACACAGUAUGGUUCUACAGAGCGUGCCACUAACCAAUGAGAUCAUCUGCACACAGUAUGGUUCUACAGAGCAUGCCACUAACCAAUGAGAGCAUCUGCACACAGUAUGGUUCUACAGAGCAUGCCACUAACCAAUGAGAUCAUCUGCACACAGUAUGGUUCUACAGAGCGUGCCACUAACCAAUGAGAGCAUCUGCACACAGUAUGGUUCUACAGAGCAUGCCACUAACCAAUGAGAGCAUCUGCACAAAGUAUGGCUCUACAGAGAGUGCCACUAACCAAUGAGAGCAUCUGCACACAGUAUGGCUCUACAAAGCUUGCCACUAACCAAUGAGAGCAUCUGCACACAGUAUGGCUCUACAGAGCGUGCCACUAACCAAUGAGAGCAUCUGCACACAGUAUGGUUCUACAGAGCAUGCCACUAACCAAUGAGAGCAUCUGCACACAGUAUGGUUCUACAGAGCAUGCCACUAACCAAUGAGAGCAUCUGCACACAGUAUGGCUCUACAGAGCAUGCCACUAACCAAUGAGAUCAUCUGCACACAGUACUGUUCUACAGAGCAUGCCACUAACCAAUGAGAGCAUCUGCACACAGUAUGGCUCUACAGAGCAUGCCACUAACCAAUGAGAGCAUCUGCACACAGUAUGGUUCUACAGAGCGUGCCACUAACCAAUGAGAUAAUCUGCACACAGUAUGGUUCUACAGAGCUUGCCACUAACCAAUGAGAUAAUCUGCACACAGUAUGGCUCUACAGAGCAUGCCACUAACCAAUGAGAUAAUCUGCACACGGUAUGGCUCUACAGAGCGUGCCACUAACCAAUGAGAUAAUCUGCACACAGUAUGGUUCUACAGAGCGUGCCACUAACCAAUAAAAUAAUCUGCACACAGUAUGGUUCUACAGAGCGUGCCACUAACCAAUGAGAGCAUCUGCACACAGUAUGGUUCUACAGAGCUUGCCACUAACCAAUGAGAUCAUCUGCACACAGUAUGGUUCUACAGAGCGUGCCACUAACUAAUAAGAUAAUCUGUAGACAGUAUGGUUCUUCAGAGCAUGCCACUAACCAAUGAGAUCAUCUGCACACAGUAUGGUUCUACAGAGCGUGCCACUAACCAAUGAGAUCAUCUGCACACAGUAUGGUUCUACAGAGCAUGCCACUAACCAAUGAGAUCAUCUGCACACAGUAUGGUUCUACAGAGCUUGCCACUAACCAAUGAGAUCAUCUGCACACAGUAUGGUUCUACAGAGAGUGCCACUAACCAAUGAGAUCAUCUGCACACAGUAUGGUUCUACAGAGCGUGCCACUAACCAAUGAGAUCAUCUGCACACAGUAUGGUUCUACAGAGCAUGCCACUAACCAAUGAAAGCAUCUGCACACAGUAUGGUUCUACAAAGCUUGCCACUAACCAAUGAGAUCAUCUGCACACAGUAUGGUUCUUCAGAGCAUGCCACUAACCAAUGAGAUCAUCUACACACAGUAUGGUUCUACAGAGUGUGCCACUAACCAAUGAAAGAAUCUGCACACAGUAUGGUUCUACAGAGCGUGCCACUAACCAAUGAGAUCAUCUGCACACAGUAUGGCUCUACAGAGCGUGCCACUAACUAAUGAGAGCAUCUACACACAGUAUGGUUCUUCAGAGCGUGCCACUAACUAAUGAGAGCAUCUACACACAGUAUGGUUCUUCAGAGCAUGCCACUAACCAAUGAGAGCAUCUGCACACAGUAUGGUUCUACAGAGCGUGCCACUAACCAAUGAGAGCAUCUGCACACAGUAUGGUUCUACAGAGCAUGCCACUAACCAAUGAGAUCAUCUGCACACAGUAUGGUUCUACAGAGCAUGCCACUAACCAAUGAGAUCAUCUGCACACAGUAUGGUUCUACAGAGCGUGCCACUAACCAAUGAGAUCAUCUGCACACAGUAUGGUUCUACAGAGCAUGCCACUAACCAAUGAGAGCAUCUGCACACAGUAUGGUUCUACAGAGCAUGCCACUAACCAAUGAGAUCAUCUGCACACAGUAUGGUUCUACAGAGCGUGCCACUAACCAAUGAGAGCAUCUGCACACAGUAUGGUUCUACAGAGCAUGCCACUAACCAAUGAGAGCAUCUGCACACAGUAUGGCUCUACAGAGAGUGCCACUAACCAAUGAGAGCAUCUGCACACAGUAUGGCUCUACAAAGCUUGCCACUAACCAAUGAGAGCAUCUGCACACAGUAUGGCUCUACAGAGCGUGCCACUAACCAAUGAGAGCAUCUGCACACAGUAUGGUUCUACAGAGCAUGCCACUAACCAAUGAGAGCAUCUGCACACAGUAUGGCUCUACAGAGCAUGCCACUAACCAAUGAGAGCAUCUGCACACAGUAUGGCUCUACAGAGAGUGCCACUAACCAAUGAGAGCAUCUGCACACAGUAUGGCUCUACAGAGCGUGCCACUAACCAAUGAGAUCAUCUGCACACAGUUUGGUUCUACAGAGAGUGCCACUAACCAAUGAGAUCAUCUGCACACAGUAUGGUUCUACAGAGCGUGCCACUAACCAAUGAGAUCAUCUGCACACAGUAUGGUUCUACAGAGCGUGCCACUAACCAAUGAGAUCAUCUGCACACAGUAUGGUUCUACAGAGCGUGCCACUAACCAAUGAGAGCAUCUGCACACAGUAUGGUUCUACAGAGCGUGCCACUAACCAAUGAGAGCAUCUGCACACAGUAUGGUUCUACAGAGCGUGCCACUAACCAAUGAGAGCAUCUGCACACAGUAUGGUUCUACAGAGCGUGCCACUAACCAAUGAGAUCAUCUGCACACAGUAUGGUUCUACAGAGAGUGCCACUCUGUAGAACCAUACUGUGUGCAGAUGAUCUCAUUGGUUAGUGCCACAUUAAUGAAAGCAUCUGCACACAGUAUGGUUCUACAGAGCGUGCCACUAACCAAUGAGAUCAUCUGCACACAGUAUGGUUCUACAGAGCGUGCCACUAACCAAUGAAAGCAUCUGCACACAGUAUGGUUCUACAAAGCUUGCCACUAACCAAUGAGAUCAUCUGCACACAGUAUGGUUCUUCAGAGCGUGCCACUAACCAAUGAGAUCAUCUGCACACAGUAUGGUUCUACAGAGCGUGCCACUAACCAAUGAGAUCAUCUGCACACAGUAUGGUUCUACAGAGCGUGCCACUAACCAAUGAAAGCAUCUGCACACAGUAUGGUUCUACAAAGCUUGCCACUAACCAAUGAGAUCAUCUGCACACAGUAUGGUUCUUCAGAGCAUGCCACUAACCAAUGAGAUCAUCUACACACAGUAUGGUUCUACAGAGCGUGCCACUAACCAAUGAGAUCAUCUACACACAGUAUGGUUCUACAGAGCGUGCCACUAACCAAUGAGAUAAUCUGCACACAGUAUUGCUCUACAGAUCAUGCCACUAACCAAUGAGAGCAUCUGCACACAGUAUGGCUCUACAGAUCAUGCCACUAACCAAUGAGAUCAUCUGCACACAGUAUGGUUCUACAGAGCAUGCCACUAACCAAUGAGAUCAUCUGUAGACAGUUUGGUUCUUCAGAGCAUGCCACUAACUAAUGAGAUCAUCUGUAGACAGUUUGGUUCUUCAGAGCGUGCCGCUAACCAAUGAUAUCAUCUACACAUGGUAUGGCUCUACAGAGUGUAGUAAAUGCAAGUGAAAUGACUCAUAACAGAACCAUUUCACAGUGUGUACCAACACCAUUGAGGCCCUUUGCAUAUCAGGAUUCUACAGAGCGUACAGUAAACAGCAGGAUGAUUAUUAGCUGUGCAGAUUAUGCUGAGUAUCAUGCUCUGCAUGUGAGUAGCACGUAGCAUACACUGCAGAGAUAUUUGUUCAGCACCUGCCUGGAUCAUGUGUACUGGACUAUGCACAGCUGUGACCAGAUGUGCAGUGGGAGAUCAGGGAUAUAAAGAUAAACAUGGCAGCUGUAUUUGAAAUUCAUAUGUAUUUAUGUUAUAUAUAUAUAAAGUGAUACAAAGAUUUGUAUUAAUUACAAACUAGCAGAGGGCAUGUACUACAUUUCUUAUUUGUAAAUUAAUAAAAUCACAAUAUGUUUUCUAACUAAUGCUUUAUAAAGUACUAUUGUAGUAAUGAUUUGUAAUUAAUAAAACCUCACAAUCCAGUA
This is a messenger RNA of Bombina bombina (fire-bellied toad), 11336 nucleotides long. It is a transcript of the gene PEX6, whose product is annotated as peroxisomal biogenesis factor 6. Bases 44 to 4366 code for a protein of 1440 amino acids. Gene Ontology annotation, biological process: protein import into peroxisome matrix. The transcript has 19 exons. NCBI's taxonomy places the organism in Eukaryota, Metazoa, Chordata, Amphibia, Anura, Bombinatoridae. Gene Ontology annotation, molecular function: ATP binding; ATP hydrolysis activity. The record is from RefSeq and is a predicted model, not a curated record. Gene Ontology annotation, cellular component: cytosol; peroxisomal membrane.